This is a messenger RNA of Parasteatoda tepidariorum (common house spider), 7615 nucleotides long. RefSeq names its product cramped chromatin regulator (gene crm). Gene Ontology annotation, molecular function: chromatin binding. The record is from RefSeq and is a predicted model, not a curated record. Lineage: Eukaryota; Metazoa; Arthropoda; Arachnida; Araneae; Theridiidae. Gene Ontology annotation, biological process: pattern specification process. Gene Ontology annotation, cellular component: nucleus.
AUUUGACAGUCGCUCUAGUAUUUGGCUUUCUCACGCUGGCAACGCUGAUUGUUAUUUCUAUUUGUGUUUUGGAAAUUUGGAAAAUUGCGAAUAGUGAAUUGGCAUGUGUUAUUUAUGUAUUUAUUAUUUUCAUAUGAUGAACUCAGGUAAUUUUAUCGAUUAUUUUUAAUAACGACAGCUUUCGUCUUCGUUUACGAGUAGAAUUGUGGAAAUGAAUUUCAGCUAUACUGAACUUGACAUCCAAAUCAGCUGGGCAUUUGUCUCAAGUAUUGUAAACAGUGCAUCUGUGUUCGAAAAUGUAGAACUUUUAGUUUCAUUAUUUAUUUGAUUUUAUCCUUAGAUGUGGUGUAUUAUUGAAGCUCAUGCUAUUUCAGUUCCUGCUGUUUAUUUAGAUUGGUUUUCUGCAAUAAAAUACUAUUUAACUGUGGCUUGCAGUCCGCAAGAUGCGGCCAUUUGCUGACAGAUAUACAAGUUUUGUCGCAGAAAAAUAAUUGGUUGUCUGUGUGUAUUUUCGUGUAUCGGAAUUAAACUAUGUGUAUGUUCAAACGUUAAAGCUUUUGAAGCAUCGGAAGAUUAAAUGCUGGUGGAAACAAUAUGGUUUAUUUUUUUCUCUUAAAACUUGUUAAGUGAUUUGAAAGAGGUUGCAUUGCUGAACAAGAAUUUUAGUGCUAUGUAGCAGAAAAAAAAGAAAGAUUUUAAUGUGUAAAAAGGAUGUCUGGUGAAGGAGAGGAUGUUGUUGAAAAUGAUAUUGAAUCGGAUGUUCAGCACACAAGACGAAGACCUCUUCUGCCUCGAACGAGUAAAGAUCCAUCAGAACCUACAGAACAGGAAACAGUUAUAAAUGCUGAAAAGCCUCUUAAUCAAAGAAGCAGCUAUAGAAUUACAAAACGUGCAAAAAGAGACACAAGUCCAAUAGAUUCUGUUGUGAAGAAAACAGUCAAUCCGAAGCAAACAACACCUGCUCCUGUGUCUAAAACUCGAAGACCAUGGGAAUUGUGGAGUGUCGAAGACAAAAAUUCAUUUUUUGAAGCUCUUUGUGAGUUUGGAAAAGACUUUGAAAAUAUACAAAGUUAUAUUGCACAGAAAGGCAAGAAGAAAGGUUUUGCAUCAAAUAUGAUUAAAAAUAAGGACCAAGUCAGACACUUUUAUUAUAGGACAUGGCACAAGAUAUCAAAAUUUUUACAAAUAAAUGAAAGCUUAAAUGAAAAGAAUCGACAAAAACUGAAUGAACUUGUUUUUAGUGGGGUUACAAUUGUCAAACACAAAGGUAAGAAACUGAGAAUUAAGACACCAGUGUGUCGGGCUUUGAAGAAACUGAAUGAUGUUUCAGACACAAAAGAGCCUGAAACUGAAAAAUUGCCAAAAGAAAUAAUUGUUGAAUUUCAGCCGCACACAAAUUCAGCUUUUUUACAAGUACAAAGCUUAGCACAAAAUCCUAGAGUAAGAACAAAAUUAUCUCUUCAGAAACGUUUAAAACCUGUGAUAGAAUUUUUGCAGCAGAGAUGGAAACCUUAUAGACUGAAAAGGAAGGAGCAAAUUUUAGCUAGUCUUCCUUGUCUUGCAUCUCAAGAAACAUGUGAUAAUGAUUCUCCACCAGUACUCCGAGUCAAGCCCCCCAGAGAUGCUAAGAUUUUUCCUCUCUCACUGUCUGUCAUGGAUGUAGCUUCAAGCUCAGAUGUGUGCCUUGAAAAAUUUAUUAAGCUUUCUCAUAAUACUGUUCGUAAAGACACUACUAAGUCGAAAAAAUCUUUAUGUCUAAAUCAAAAAAUUUUGAACGAUAAGCAGAAUGAAAUUUGUGAAACAGCAACCGACAAAUCUGAAGCCGUUUUAGAUGUUGCUCUUGAUUGUAAUGAUAAUACCCCCUCGGACAUGCAAGACAUGUUUUUAAAAUCUUUAAACCGAAAUAACUCUGAUGAUGGUGGAUACUUUAAUGUUUUAACUCCUCCAAAAUCAGUUCCCGAGGAAGUAUCAAAUGAGACGCAAGGUGAAAUUCCAAAUCCUCUCCCAUCUUUUUCUUCUAUAUUAGAGUCAACUAAUAAAAAAUUGUCUAAUAAUAAUAAUAAUAAUGAGUAUGAUCAUAUUGAAAAAUAUGAAGAGAAACUGAAUAAUCUUUCUACUGAUAGUUUACGGCCAAAUGAAGAUAAGUUGGCAACAUUUUCUGAAGAUACCCUAUCUUCCAAGAAGUCUGAGAGUGAAAAAGACAUCCUUUGUCAGAAUAUUUCUGAAAAUGCCAAUUUUGGUGAUGCUUCUAGUUCUAAGGCAAGUCAAUUGUUUUCUGAAGCUUGUCAAAAGAAUGAUUUGCCUCUUGAUUCAUCUCAAACUAUCAACGUAGAAGAGCAGGCUGAAAGUGAUAGUAUUUAUUAUAAAACUAUCAAAAAUGGUUGGACCACAGAAGAUGCUGGUUAUUUGACAUUUGGGGAAAUAUAUUUGUUGCUUGGAAAACCAGCAAAAAUUGUCCUUGAAUAUGAGUUUGAACCUCCAGAAGCAAUAUUCAGUCAAUAUGAGAAAGAUACAGAUACAUCACAACGCACUGCUUCAGAAAUGAACAUCAUGCUUAAUAAAUUGUGUGAAAUGGCACAAGUGUACUUCACCGAUUCUAAAAGCAAACAGAUACUAAACAAACAGCAUGGCCGCAGCUCCAAGUCUUCUAAAGUAAAAUUACCACUCAUAAAUGAAAAAGUAAAAGAUUUUGCUCAAGAUCAGCUUCACAAAUCUCCAUCUUCUUCAAUAUCUGUAAAUUCAGAGCCAAUAAUUGUAAAGAAAGAAAUUACUCCUUGCAAAGAUACUGUAUCUUUAAAGAGUUCCAUCAAUUCACCCAUUGGAGCCAAUGCUGGACUAGACAAGCAUGUGUUUAUACGACCUGUUGGUACUGCUCCUCGAAAUAUAAAACCUGCUGAUCAAAACUCUCUAAAAGAAGAAAUAGGGAAGCUACUCCCAAGCACUCGAAGAGGAUGUAGAGUGCGUAGAAAGCCGCUUGUUGUCCAGAGACCUUUGCUGCCUCGAGAAGGAAUGGGGGUGUUGUCUGGAUCCAGACCUAUGACUUUAGUUCACCUUGUGCCUUCUGUUUCUUCAUUAUCUCCUGUCAUAUCUACUAACUGUACACAAUCAGAAAAAUUGAAUGUGCCACCUGCUAAGAAAAUCAUGAAACUCAUCCCUUCUGGGCCAUCUUUGGAUAUCCAACCCAUUCAAGUUCCUGUCAUCAGCCAAGUGCAAUCUGAUUCAGUUCAAAAUUUAGUGAUACAACAAAAUGCAGUAUCACAGCAUGUGAUUUUAAAUUCUACCUCCAGAAAUUCAUUGCAAAUUCUAAGUGAUCGCAAUGCAAACCAAUGUCUAAACUCUGUGCAUCCUGUUGUUUCUUCUGCAAAUACGGUGGAUAGUAUGGCUGAUGUAUUAUCAUUAGAAAAUAACUCAUUUACUUCUGGAGGGUUGCCAUCUCCUACAAGUCUGGAUGUACUAAAUUUUGAUUUGUUAGUCGACUCUCAUCAUAAUUCAGCUCCUGAUGAAAAUUUUAUAACCAUGUCACCUGUUAAUGAGUAUCAUUCUUCUGAACAAUCAGAUUCUUUAUCAACUAUAAGUGCAAUACCAGAUACUACAUUUUUGGAAGAAUUGGGAUUUUCUACAAAAAGACCUUUGUUUGAUUCUUCACUUGGCUCAUCAUCAACAUUUAAUGAAGACUCACUUUCUUCAAAACCACUAUCAACUCCUCCUGGAAGUCCCACACAUCAACCAUUUAUCAUGGAUUCACCAGAUAGGCAGUGGUUGAAUGGCGAGGGUCCAGAUAUGUCUCUGAAUACUUUCUUAAACUCAAUAGAAUCUCCAAUUAAAGUUAUGUCAACUUCCACAUCUUCUAGUUUUACAGAAAAUUCUAAUUUUGAUCAAAUUGCCAGAUUAGCUCCUGUGGUUGAUUCUCAAGUCCGUUGUUUACUUGAUGAAUGCAGCAUUGAUUUCAUUGCAAAAUUUGAAGAUCUUGCUGAUGUGAUAAAUAACUCAUCAAGUAAUGAUGGCAAACAAACUUGAACACAUCUGUAACUGUGCAUUAUCAUGUUGUAAAAUUUGCUAAAGUCAUCCAUUGAAAGAUCUAGUUUUUUCAUAAUUCUAUGAAGGUUUUAAUUUUUUUAAAACAGUACUUUUUUAUGUGACUUCAUUUAAGUGUGCAAGCAUUUAUACUAAAGAAUAACAAUGCAACUCAUACUUGUAUUCAUAUUUGUACAUUGAGAAGUUAGUAUCAGUGUUGAAUAAAAAAACUAUUGUACUACAAAGUACUGUACAAUUGACGUGCAAUCCAAAAUAAAUGUAUAAAACUGUAUGAUCUUUUAUGUCUGGAUAUAUUUUUAUUGGCCAGAUUAAACUGUAUGAUUUCUUGUAAAGGUUAUAUGUUUAAUCAUUGACUGACAUCGUAUAUUAACAUCUCAAUACCGACUAUUGUUAAGAUGACAGGUUUUUUUCAACUUUAUUUUUUACCGGGAAUAAAAAUCCAUUUUGCAAUAAUAAAAAUUCAUGAAGGCAAUUUCAAAAAUUAUCAAACAUUGGGAUGUCAAAAUACUUUGAUACCAGUUAUGGGUUAAAGUAGGCAUGUAUUUUAUUUUUCUGGUAUAUAAAAUAUACAUAAUUUUGUAUAAAAUGUCAGCAGAGAAAAAAUUUGCUAUUAACAUUAUGUUAAAAUAUUUUAUACGUAUCCUAAGUUAUGUUAUAUUCUGAAAUUUCUUCUGAAACAUUUUUUUUUAUUAGUUUUUUUCCUAGAAUUCAAAUACAGAUACUAAAUUUUGUUUAUCAUUGCUUUUAAGCCUUGUGAACUGUACUUAUGAAUAUUAUUUUAUGCUUAUAAAUUUUUUAAGUUACUAUACAAAAUAUUAUUUUUCUUUUGUUACCAUCGUAUAUUAACAUCCCAAUACCUACUGUUGUUAAGAUAACAGGUUUUUUCACUAAUAUUUUUUAUCGAGAAUAAAAUUUCAUUUUGCAAUAAUAAAAGUUCGUGAGCAAUUUGAAAAAUUAUCAAACAUUGGGAUGUCAAAAUACUUUGAUACCAGUUAUGAGUUAAAGUAGGCAUGUAUUUUAUUUUUCUGGUAUAUACAAAUUAUAAAACAAUAAUAUACAUAGUUUUGUAAAAAAUGUCAAAGAAAAAAUUUACUAUUAACAUUAUGUUAAAAUAUUUUACACAUAUCCUAAGUUAUGUUAGAUUUUGAAACAUUUUUAUUUUGUGUUCAUUAGUUUUAUUCUUUGAAUUAAAAUACGGAAUACAAAAUAUUUAUCAUUGGUUUAAAUCCUUGUGAACUGUAAUUAUGAAUAUUAUUAAAUUUUUAUAAAGUUUAAGUCAGUAUACAAAAUAUUAUUUAUCUUUCGUUACCAUCGUAUAUUAACAUCCCAAUACCUACUGUUGUUAAGAUAACAGGUUUUUUCACCUACAUUUUUUACUGGGAAUAAAAAUUCACUUUGCAAUAAUAAAAAUUCAUGAAGGCAAUUUGAAAAAUUAUCAAACAUUGGGAUGUCAAAAUACUUUGAUACCAGUUAUGGGUUAAAGUAGGCAUGUAUUUUAUUUUUCUGGUAUAUACAAAUUAUAAAACAAUAUACAUAGUUUUGUAUAAAAUGUCAAAGAAAAAAUUUACUAUUAACAUUAUGUUAAAAUAUUUUAUAUGUAUCCUAAGUUAUGUUAUAUUCUGAAAUUUCUUCUGCAACAUUUUUUAUUUUUGUUUAUUAGUUUUAUUCCUUGAAUUUAUAUACAGAUACAAAAUAUUGUUUAUCAUUGGUUUUAAGCCUUGUGAACUGUAUUUAUGAAUAUUAUUUAAUUCUUAUAAAUUUUAAGUUAGUAUACAAAAUAUUAUUUAUCUUUCGUUAACAUCCCAAUACCUACUGUUGUUAAGAUAACAGGUUUUUUCACCUAUAUUUUUUAUCGAGAAUAAAAAUUCAGUUUGCAAUAAUAAAAGUUCAUGAAAGCAAUUUGAAAAAUUAUCUAACAUUGGGAUGUCAAAAUACUUUGAUACCAGUUAUGGGUUAAAGUAGGCAUGUAUUUUAUUUUUCUGGUAUAUAGAAAUUAUAAAACAAUAAUAUACAUAGUUUUGUAUAAAAUGUCAAAGAAAAAAUUUACUAUUAACAUUAUGUUAAAAUAUUUUAUAUAUAUCCUAAGUUAUAUUCUGAAAUUUCUUCUGAAACGUUUUUAUUUUGUGUUCUUUAAUUUUAAUUCUUGAAUUUAAAUACAGGAUACAAAAUAUUGUUUAUCAUUGGUUUUAUUCCUUGUGAACUGUAUUUAUGAAUAUUAUAUUCUGAAAUUUCUUUUGUAUCAUUUUUUUUUUCAUUAGUUUUAUUCCUUGAAUUUAAAUACAGGAUUCAAAAUAUUAUUUAUCAUUGGUUUAAACCCUUGUGAACUGUAAUUAUGAAUAUUAUUUAAUUCUUAUAAAUUUUAAGUCAGUAUACAAAAUAUUAUUUAUCUUUAAUAUCAGUAUAAAAUUUAUGUUGAAAAAAUUUUUCCAACGAUUUGUUACUUAUUACUGUAAGAAAAAAAAUAUAUAAGUUAUUAAAAAGUUGUUAAGAAAUCCCAUUGUAUUUUAUUUUUAACAUGAAGUUUUAAAACCAUUACUAAUCACAAAUAAGGGUAAAUCUUAGACUGAGUAAAUUUCUUCUGAUAUGCAUUAAGUGCCAUCAGCAAGUAUAGCUAAUGGUUAAUAUGUUCAUAAAUUUAACUGAUAUAUGUAGAAGUUAUAAAAAGUGUUUUGAAUGUUGUAUAAAUGCAAUGCAUUUCAAAAAGAUAAAUCCAUUUAUAUAAAAACACAUUCUAAAGAAUGAGCUAUUUUGUUUUGUCAGUCCUAGAAGCAAAGGCAAAACAAGUAAAGAAUUUAUUUUUAUUAAAAAAUGUAGGACAAACUUUUAAGUGACUGGUCGCAAAUCAAGUUACCCAAGUUUACCAAAUUAUACAAAUUUAUGUAAUUAGCUCUAUAUCACCUAUGAAUAAAAAAAUAUUUUUAAUUUAUUGUUUUAUGAACAAUACCUAAAUUUGAAGGAAAAGAAAGUUUUUUUCUGCAUUUAUAUCACAUAAAAAAGCAGGUAUUUACUGAAAAGUAGUAAAUUCAAUAUUUUGAAUAUUUUAAAUAACACGUAGACAAACAGUUAAAAUAAACAUUUAUUUUUAAAAAGCUCAACAUUUCUGAAAAUAAUAUAGAAUUAUUUUCGUAAUAGGAGUUUUACAACUGCAAUUUUAAACUCAUUUAUUGUUUUUUCAUAAAUAUAGAACUCUUUUAAAAUGCAUCUAAAUUCUACAAAAAUACAGGAAGAAACAAUAUGUUUAUAUAAAUGCUGCAAAACAUCAAAUGCUUUAACAAUAAAUUCUUAGCCAGCAUUAUUACAAAUUUAUUUGUUACUAUCAUUUUAAGGGUAACUUUCAAAUGUAUCAGUUUAAUACAAUAGUAUGUGAUAUAUUAUAAUGCCUAUUAAAAUUACCUCUAAACUACAUCAGCAAACUAAGAAAUAGUAGAGCAAUGACAGAUAACCUGUUACACGAGUCACACACUAACUUUUACAAUAUCAUGAUGUAUAAAAUCAUGUUUCAAUCAUUUGUUAAAAAGUUAUUUAUUUUUAAAUUGUUCUUCUAAAAGUAAAUUUAAUAAAGAAAUUCUUUAAUUUUGAA